AUGCUGGACUUAUCACCGGAAGACCAGGAGUACUGUCGGGAUGUGACGACCCAACUGCUCGAUCGAACCCUGUACGAGUGCGAGGAGCUUGGCCUGGACACGGCCCCGGCCGCGAACCUCGCGCGCCUGGACAGCAAGCGAUGGAAAAAGCUCCAGACGCACCCGACUGUGACGCUGUACGGUGAGCGCAACCCCAAAGCCGCGUGGUCCCCGAUGAUGCACCGAGAAGACUGGGAGCAUCCUGUCGCGGUUGUCGCUAUUGGCGUGUUCAAGUGCUCGCUGGACGACAUGCUGCUCGGGUUGUUAACCCCGGACGUCGGCGCCCAAAAGACGAGAAGCGUGCUUAUGGGUCGACGCCCGGAGGCCCAUUGCCACCAUCAGAGCAUUGUGAGGCCUACUCGAGCGAAACCUUUCCACCUUCUGGCUGUUAGUCGUUAUAUCAACACGCAGCACUGGCCGUACACGAUGUUCGUGGGUCCUCGGGAGAUGGUGGUGGCCUUUGCCACGGGUGAAGUGGUCACCUCAAGUGGGAAACGCGUCGGCUACGAGAUCGUUCAGUCGGUGUCGCUGGACCAAACGUACCCUCGCUCUCCUUCAUUGCCGCGGUCCCAAAUGAUCAAAGCCCGAGUCUUCUGGGAGCAGCCGGAUGGGUCCGUGGGGAUGUACAACAAACUCGUCGUGGACGUGAAAUCUCACCUCCCGGACGCAGUAAAAGUCGGAAAUGUCUGUCGAGGAGCGAUGUGUUUGUGGAAAUUCGUGCCACGAAGUAUCGAGAUCAAGAAGCUGCGGUGGUGCCUGAAGAACAGGAAGGUCAUGACCCGCGAGCUGCAGCGCGAAUCGCGGAUGCUUGGCUGUGCUGCGUGUGGGAUCAUCACGCAGAAGUCUCAGGCUGCAAACAAAGGAGGCGCGAAGAACGAGUCGUCGAAGAAUCAGUGCGAGUUCUGCGAGGCGUGGCUGUGUGGACUGUCAUAUUGCCGGGCAACGUGUCAGGUCAAGAUGCUAAACUGUAGCGACACCAAGAUGUACGAGCAAACAGUGAUGGUUUGUCCCCGCUGCAUUUCCUUCGUGCGAAGUAUAGCUGCGAUUGAGAUUGUACGUUCUGAAUUGUUAGAGGCGCUGAAAAAUGCUCAUGGGGGGCUCGCAAACUGGGAGCAAAACGGUUAUGCUUGGUCACCGACAUCAGGUUCGUCGACGGAUUAUGAAUAA
Messenger RNA from Phytophthora sojae, 1206 nucleotides. RefSeq lists its product as hypothetical. The transcript has a single exon. NCBI's taxonomy places the organism in Eukaryota, Oomycota, Peronosporomycetes, Peronosporales, Peronosporaceae. The record is from RefSeq and is a predicted model, not a curated record. The coding region runs from base 1 to 1206 and encodes 401 amino acids.